AUGUCUCGGUGCUUUCCUUACCCACCACCAGGGUAUUCACUGAGCAGAGCCAGCAAUGAGGCCUUGAUCGAAUCGAUUAAGCUCCAAAAUAAGAGGGAGAAGUCAAACGAAGGAAGGAAGAAGGAAAAGAGAACGGAGAAGAAAGAGAGAAGGAAAGAGAAGAAAGAGAAAAAGAAAGCAAAGACAAAUAGGAAAUCUGGUAAGUCUCAUAAUGUUGACAAUGUUCGUGGUGAAGAAAAAAAUUGGGUGGAUUCUAGAGGUAAGCUUCUCCACGAGGGAAGAAAAGCUGAAAUUGAACAGUUGGAAAGAAGCAGUCUCACUGAAGAGCUCGAGCAACCUCUCUGUUCUCGCAUUCCCAGCUCUUCAUCUGAAAGCACGGAGAACAGCAACAAGAGGAAGAGGCAUACCUCGUCUAUAGAUGGUAGCAACAGUCUUGGUAACAUUAUCAAGAUCCGAUUGCCCUCGAAGAAGAUGAAGAAUGAACCUGAUACUUCAUUUGAUAAGCCACAGCUUUGCUCUACAUCCGGAAGGAUGUAUUUUCCAGCGCAACGAAACGAUGAAAUUGCUCUCAGAGCUAGUCGAGGAACAGUUUGCCCGACUUCACAGGGAGCCCAUAACCUUGUUCAAGGAUUUCGGACUGGAACUGAUCAAGAGCUAGUUUUUUCGGCUUCUAGACAGAUGGAGGCUGCUGCUCAAGGCAAACUGGGAACUUCAUCUGGGGCCAAUACAGUAUUGACUCCAAUGCAGAGAUUGGAAUUACAGUAUAUGAACUUAGUUGACAAUUGGGUUCCUCCUGAACUGCAUGCUUUGGCGAAUUAUCCCAAUGAUCAAGAAUGGCUCUCCCAGAGAAAGGAUAAUGAUGUGCGUGGAGAGAAAACAUUCAGAUCCAGCGGUGAUACUGUAUCCUGUUCUAGCAGCUCAGCAUUGUGGCCUCAAUCAAGAUACUUGCCUGAUGCUGAUAUUUAUGCAUUGCCUUUUUUGGUCCCGUUUUGA
Messenger RNA from Fraxinus pennsylvanica, 993 nucleotides. The record is from the annotation of a GenBank genome assembly. Lineage: Eukaryota; Viridiplantae; Streptophyta; Magnoliopsida; Lamiales; Oleaceae.